ACUACUAGUGCAGCAGAAACAAUUACAACAACAGAGACUUCCACAAUAAUGACAAAUGCUGAAACAUCCACCACUAGUGCAGCAGAAACAUCUACAACAACAGAGACUUCCACAAUAAUGACAAUUGCUGAAACAUUAACCACUAGUGCAUCAGAAACAUCUACAACAACAGAGACUUCCACAGUCACUACUUCUGCUGAAAUAUCUACUAUCAGUGAAACAGAAACAUCUACAACAAAAGAGUUUUCAACAAUAACGAUUCCUGCUGAAACACCCACCACUAGUGUAGCAGAAAUAUUUUCAACAACAGAGACUUCAACAUUCACAACACCUCCGGGUGAAACAUCCACUAUUAGUGUAGCAGAAACAUCUAUAACUGCUCCUGCUGAAACAUCCACGACUAGUGGAGCAGAAACAUCUACAACAACAGAGACUUCUACAAUCACCACUCCUGAUGAAACAUCCACCACUAGUUUAUCAGAAACAUCUACAUCAACAGAGACUUACACAAUCACAGCUCCUGCUGAAACAUUUAAAACAACAGAGACUUCCACAACCAUGACUCCUACUGAAACAUCCACCACUAGUGAGGCAGAAACAUCUACAACAAUAGAGACUUCCACAAUCAUGACUCCUGAUGAAAUAUACACCACUAGUGUAGCAGAAACAUCUAAAUCAACAGAGACUUCCACAAUCAUGACUACUGAUGAAGCAUCCACCACUAGUGCACCAGAAACAUCUGCAACAUCAGAGACUUCCAUAAUCAUGACUCAUGAUGAAACAUCAACCAUUAGUGCACCAGAAACAUCUACAAUGUCAGAGACUUCCACAAUCACGACACCUCAUGAAACAUCCAGCACUAGUGCACCAGAAACAUUUACAACAACAGAGACUUCCACAAUCAUGAUUCCUGAUGAAACAUCCACUACUAGUUUAGCAGAACCAUCUAUAACAACAGAGACUUCCAAAAUCACAACUCCUCAUGAAACAACCACCACUAGUGCACCAGAAACAUCUACAACAACAGAGACUUCCACAAUCAUGACUCCUGCUGAAACAUCCACCACUAGUGCACCAGAAACAUCUACAACAACAGAGACUUCCACAAUCACGACUCCUACUGAAACAUCAAUUACUAGUACACCAGAAACAUCUACAUCAACAGAGACUUCCACAGUCACGACUCCUCCUGAAACAUCCACCACUAGUUUAGCAGAAACAUCUACAAAAAAACAGACUUUCACAAUCACAACACCUGAUGAAAUAUCCACCACUAGUUUAGCAGAAACAUCUACAACAACAGAGACUUCCACAAUCACCACUCCUGAUGAAACAUCCACCACUAGUUUAUCAGAAACAUCUACAUCAACAGAGACUUACACAAUCACAGCUCCUGCUGAAACAUUUACAACAACAGAGACUUCCACAACCAUGACUCCUGCUGAAACAUCCACCACUAGUGAGGCAGAAACAUCUACAACAAUAGAGACUUCCACAAUCAUGACUCCUGAUGAAAUAUACACCACUAGUGUAGCAGAAACAUCUAAAUCAACAGAGAUUUCCAAAAUCAUGACUACUGAUGCAGCAUCCACCACUAGUGCACCAGAAACAUCUGCAACAUCAGAGACUUCCAUAAUCAUGACUCCUGAUGAAACAUCAACCACUAGUGCACCAGAAACAUCUACAAUGUCAGAGACUUCCACAAUCACGACACCUCAUGAAACAUCCAGCACUAGUGCACCAGAAACAUCUACAACAACAGAGACUUCAACAAAGACGACUCCUGAUGAAACAUUUACAACAAAAGAGACUUCCACAAUCAUGACUCCUGCUGAAGCAUCAACCACUAUUGCAGCAGAACCAUCAACAACAAAAGAGACUUCCACAAUCAUGACUCCAGAUAAAACAUCCACCACUAUUGCAAUAGAAAUUUCUACAACAUCAGAGACUUCCACAAUCAUGACUCCUGAUGAAACACCCACCACUAGUGGACCAGAAACAUCUAGAACAACAGAGACUUCCACAAUCACGACUCCUGCUGAAACAUCCAUUACUAGUACACCGGAAACAUCUACAACAACAGAGACUUCCACAAUCACAACUCCUGAUGAAAUAUCUACAUCUAGUUUAGCAGAAACACCUACAAAAACAGAGACUUCCACAAUCACAACUCCUGAUGAAACAACCACCACUAGUGCAGCAGAAACAUCUACAACAAAACAUACUUCAACAAUCAUGACUCCUGCUGAAGCAUCCACCAUUAUUUCAGCAGAACCAUCAACAACAACAGAGACUUCCACAAUCAUGACUCCAGAUAAAACAUCCACCACUAAUGCAAUAGAAACAUCUACAACAUCAGAGACUUCCACAACUUCCACAAUCAUGACUCCUGAUGAAACAUCAACCACUAGUGCACCAGAAACAUCUACAAUGUCAGAGACUUCCACAAUCACGACACCUCAUGAAACAUCCACCACAAGUGAAGCAGAAACAUCUACACCAACAGAGAGAUCCACAAUCACAACAGCUCCUGCUGAAACAUCCACCACUAGUGUAGCAGAAAUAUCUUCACCAACAGAGACUUUUACAAUCACAACAACUGCGGCUGAAACAUCCACCACUAAUGCAGCCGAAAGAUAUUCAACAACAGAAACUUCCACAAUGACAACAACUCCUGCUGAAACACCCACAAUUAGUGCAACAGAAACAUCUACAACAACAGACACUUCCACUAUAACGACUCCUACUGAAACAUCCACCACUAGUGCAGAAAAAACAGAUGCAACAACAGAGACUUCCACAAUAAUGACUCCAGCUGAAACAUCCACCAUUAGUUUAGUAGAAAUAUCUUCAGCAACAGAGACUUCCACACUCACAACAACUUCUGCUGAAACAUCCACCACCAGUGCUGCAGAAACAUCUCCAACAACAGAGACUACCACAAUCACAUUUCCUGCUGAAACAUCCACCAUUAGUUUAGCAGAAAUAUCUUCAACAACAGAGAUUUCCACAAUCAAAACAACUGUGGCUGAAACAUCCACUAUUAUUGUAUUAGAAACAUCAACAACAAAAGACACUUCCACAAUCACUACUCCCUCUAAAAGAUCCACCACUAGUGCAGCAGAAAUAUCUUCAACAACAGAGAUUUCCACAAUCACAACAAUUCCUGCUGAAACAUCCACUAUCAGUGUACCAGAAACAUCUACUACAAAAGAGACUUCUACAAUCACAACAACUACAGCUAAAAUAUCCAUCACAAGUGAAGCAGAAACAUCUAUACCAACAAAGAGAUCAACAAUCACAACAACUCCUGCUGAAACAUCCACCACUAAUGUAGUAGGAUCAUCUUCAACAACAGUGACUUCCACAGUCAUGACAAGUCGAGCUGAAACAUCCACUAUCAGUGUAGCAGAAACAUCUUCAACAAAGGAGACUUCCACUUUCACAACUCCUGCUGAAACAUCCUCCACUAGUGCACCAGAAACAUCUACUACAAAAGAGACUUCCACAAUCAGAACUACAGCUGAAAUAUCCACCAUAAGUGAAGCAGAAACAUCUACACCAACAGAGAGAUCCACAAUCACAACAGCUCCUGCUGAAACAUCCACCACUAGUGUAGCAGAAAUAUCUUCACCAACAGAGACUUUUACAAUCACAACAACUGCGGCUGAAACAUCCACCACUAAUGCAGUCGAAAGAUAUUCAACAACAGACACUUCCACUGUAAUGACUCCUACUGAAACAUCCUCAACUAGUACAGAAAAAACAUCUACAAUAACAGAGGCUUCCACAAUCACAACUCCUGCUGAAACAUCCACUAUUAGUGCAACAGAAACAUCUACAACAACAGACACUUCCACUGUAAUGACUCCUACUGAAAAAUCCACCACUAGUGCAGAAAAAACAUCUACAAUAACAGAGGCUUCCACAAUCACAACAACUUCUCCUGAAACAUCCACCACCAGUGCUGCAGAAACAUAUACAACGAGGGAGACUUCCACAAAAAUAACAACUCCUGCUGAAACACCCACCAUUAGUGCAACAGAAACAUCUACAACAACAGACACUUCCACUGUAAUGACUCCUACUGAAACAUCCUCAACUAGUACAGAAAAAACAUCUACAAUAACAGAGGCUUCCACAAUCACAACUCCUGCUGAAACAUCCACUAUUAGUUUAGCAGAAACAUCUACAACAACAGAGACAUCCGCAAUCACAGCAACUCCUGCUGAAACAUCCACUACAACAGAGACUUCCACAAUCAAAAUAAUUUCUGCUGAAACAUCCACCACUAGUGCAGCAGAAACAUCUUCAACAACAGAGACGUCCACAAUCACAAGAAUUCCUGCUGAAAUAUCCACUAUCAGUGUAGCAGAAACAUCUACAACAAUGGAGACUUUCACAAUCACGACUACUGCUGAAAAAUCCACUAUUAGUGUAGCAGAAAUAUCUACAACAACAGAGACUUCCACAAUCACUACUCCUGCUGAAACAUCCACCACUAGUGAAGCAGAAACUUCUACAACAACAGGGACUUCCAGAAUUCCAACAAUUCCUGUUGAAACAUACACCACUAGUGCCACAGACACAUAUUUAACAACAGAGACUUCCACACUCACAACAACUUCUCCUGAAACAUCCACUUUAAGUGUAGCAGAAACAUAUACAACAACAGAGACUUUCACAAUUACAAAGACUCCUGCUGAAACAUCCACCACUAAUGCAGCAGAAACAUCUACAACAACAGAGACUUCCACAAUCACUACUCCUACUGAAACAUCCAACACUAGUGAAGCAGAAACAUCAACUACCAAAGAGACUUCCACAGUCACGAAUCCUGAUGAAACAUCCACCACUAGUGUCACAGAAAUAUUUUCAACAACAGAGAUUCCCACAAUCAUAACAACUCCAGCUAAAACAUCCACUAUCAGUGUAGCAGAAACAUCUACAACAAUGGAGACUUUCACAUCCACGACUCCUCCUGAAACAUCCACCACUAGUGCAGCAGAAACAUCUACAACAACAAAGACUUCCACAAUCACAACAAUUCCUGCUGAAACAUCCACCACUAGUGCAGCAGAAACAUCUUCUACAACAGAAACUUCCACAAUCACAACAAUUCCUACUGAAAUAUCCACUAUCAAUGUAGCAGAAACAUCUACAACAAUGGAGACUUUCACAAUCACGACUCCUGCUGAAACAUCCACUAUUAGUGUAGCAGAAAUAUCUUCAACAACAGAGACUUCCACACUCACAACAACUUCUGCUGAAACAACAGAGACUUUCACACUUACAACAACUCCUGCUGAAACAUCCACCACUAAAGCAGCAGAAAUAUCUACAACAACAGAGACUUUCACAAUCACUACUCCUGCUGAAACAUCCACCACUAUUGAAGCAGAAACUUCUACAACAACAGGGACUUCCAGAAUUCCAACAAUUCCUGUUGAAACAUACACCACUAGUGCAGCAGACACAUAUUUAACAACAAAGACUUCCACAAUCCCAACAAUACCUGCUGAAACAUCCACCAGUAGUGCAGCAGAAAUAUCUUUAACAACAGAGACUUCCACAAUCCCAACAAUUCCUGCUGAAACACCCACCACUAGUGCAACAGAAACAUCUACUACAACAGAGAAUUCCACAAUCACAACAAUUCCUGCUGAAACCUCUACUAUCAGUGUAGCAGAAACAUCUACAAAAAUGACUUCCACAAUCACGACUCCUGCUGAAACAUCCACUAUUAUUGUAGCAGAAAUAUCUUCAACAACAGAGACUUCCACACUAACAACAACUGCAGCUGAAACAUCCACUUUUAGUGUUUCAGAAACAUCUACAACAACAGAGACUUUCACAGUCACUACUCCUGCUGAAACAUCCACCACUAGUGGAGCAGAAACAUCUACUACCAAAGAGAUUUCUACAGACAUGAAUCCUGCUGAAACAUCCACUACUAGUGCAGCAGAAACUUCUACAACAACAGAGACUUCCAGAAUCCCAACAAUUCCUGCUGAAACACCCACCACUAGUGCAAAAGAAACAUCUACUACAACAGAGACUUCCACAACAACGACUCCUGCUGAAACAUCCACUACUAGUAUAGCAGAAAAAUCUACUAAAGAGAUAUCCACCAUCACAUCAAUUCCUGAUGAAACAUCCACCACUAGUGCAGCAGAAACAUCUUUAACAACAGAGACUUCCACAAUCCCAACAAUUCCUGCUGAAACACCCACCACUAGUGCAAAAGAAACAUCUCCUACAACAGAGACUUCCACAACAACGACUCCUCCUGAAACAUCCACUACUAGUAUAGCAGAAAAAUCUACUAAACAGAUAUCCACCAUCACAUCAUUUCCUGAUGAAACAUCCACCACUAGUGAUGCAGAAACGUCUUCAACAACAGAGACUUCCACAAUUACAAAAAUUCCUGCUGAAACAUCCACCACUAGUGCAGCAGAAACAUCUUCAACAACAGAGACUUCCACAAUCACAACAAUUCCUACUGAAAUAUCCACUAUCAGUGUAGCAGUAACAUCUACAACAAUGGAGACUUUCACAAUCACGACUCCUGCUGAAACAUCCACUAUUAGUGUAGCUGAAAUAUCUUCAACAACAGAGACUUCCACACUCACAACAACUUCUGCGGAAACAUCCACUUUUAGUGUAGCAGAAACAUAUACAACAACAGAGACUUUCACAAUCACUACUCCUGCUGAAACAUCCACCACUAGUGAAGCAGAAACAUCUACUACCAAAGAGACUUCCACAGUCACGAAUCCUGCUGAAACAUCCGCUACUAGUGCAGCAGAAACUUCUACAACAACAGAGACUAAUACAAUCACAUCGUCUCCUCCUAAAACAUCCACCACUAGUGUAGCAGAAAUAUUUUCAACAACAGAGAUUCCCACAAUCAUAACAACUCCAGCUAAAACAUCCACUAUCAGUGUAGCAGAAACAUCUACAAAAACAGAGACUUCCACAACCACUACUCCUGCUAAAACAUCCACCACUAGUGAAGCAGAAACUUCUACAACAACAGGGACUUCCAGAAUUCCAACAAUUCCUUUUGAAACAUACACCACUAGUGCAGCAGACACAUAUUUAACAACAGAGACUUCCACAAUCCCAGCAAUACCUGCUGAAACAUCCACCAGUAGUGCAGCAGAAAUAUCUUUAACAACAGAGACUUCAACAUUCAUAACACCUGCGGCUGAAACAUCCACUACUAGUGUAGCAGAAACAUCUAUAACAACAGAGACUACUACAAUCACAUCGUCUCCUCCUGAAGCAUCCACCACUAGUGUAGCAGAAAUAUUUUCAACAACAGAGAUUCCCACAAUCAUAACAACUCCAGCUAAAACAUCCACUAUGAGUGUAGCAGAAACAUCUACAACAAUGGAGACUCCCACAUCCACGACUCCGGAUGAAACAUCCACCACUAGUGCAGCAGAAAAAUCUACAACAACAGAGACUUCCACAAUCACAACUAUUCCUGCUGAAACAUCCACCACUAGUGCAGCAGAAACAUCUUCAACAACAGAGACUUCCACAAUCACAACAAUUCCUACUGAAAUAUCCACUAUCAGUGUAGCAGAAACAUCUACAACAAUGGAGACUUUCACAAUCACGACUCCUGCUGAAACAUCCACUAUUAGUGUAGCAGAAAUAUCUUCAACAACAGAGACUUCCAAACUCACAACAACUUCUGCUGAAACAUCCACUUUUAGUGUAGCAGAAACAUAUACAACAACAGAGACUUUCACAAUUACAACAACUCCUGCUGAAACAUCCACCACUAAUGCAACAGAAACAUCUACAAAAACAGAGACUUCCACAAGCACUACUCCUGCUAAAACAUCCACCAGUAGUGAAGCAGAAACUUCUACAACAACAGGGACUUCCAGAAUUCCAACAAUUCCUGUUGAAACAUACACCACUAGUGCAGCAGACACAUAUUUAACAACAGAGACUUCCACAAUCCCAGCAAUACCUGCUGAAACAUCCACCAGUAGUGCAGCAAAAAUAUCUUUAACAACAGAGACUUCCACAAUCCCAACAAUUCCUGCUGAAACACCCAGCACUAGUGCAACAGAAACAUCUACUAUAACAGAGACUUCCACAAUCACAACAAUUCCUGCUGAAACCUCUACUAUCAGUGUAGCAGAAACAUCUACAACAAUGGAGACUUCCACAACCACGACUACUGCUGAAACAUCCACUAUUAUUGUAGCAGAAAUAUCUUCAACAACAGAGACUUCCACACUCACAACAACUGCAGCUGAAACAUCCACUUUUAGUGUUGCAGAAACAUCUACAACAACAGAGACUUUCACAAUCACUACUCCUGCUGAAACAUCCAUCACUAGUGGAGCUGAAACAUCUACUACCAAAGAGAUUUCUACAGACAUGAAUCCUGCUGAAACAUCCACUACUAGUGCAGCAAUAUCCACCAUCACAUCAUUUCCUGAUGAAACAUCCACCACUAGUGAUGCAGAAACGUCUUCAACAACAGAGACUUCCACAAUUACAAAAAUUCCUGCUGAAACAUCCACCACUAGUGCUGCAGAAACGUCUUCAACAGAGACUUCCACGAUCACAACAAUUCCUGCUGAAACCUUUACUAUCAGUGUAACAGAAACAUCUACAACAACAGAGAGUUCCACAAUCACAACAAUUCCAGCUGAAACAUCCUCUACUAGUGCAGCAGAAACAUCUACGAGAUCAGAGACUUCCACAAUGAUGACUGCUGAAGAAACAUCCAGCACUAUUGCAACAGAAAUACCUACAACAACAGAGACUUCCACAAUAAUGACAAUUGCUGAAACAUUAACCACUAGUGCAUCAGAAACAUCUACAACAACAGAGACUUCCACAAUCACUACAUCUGCUGAAAUAUCUACUGUCAGUGAAACAGAAACAUCUACAACAAAAGAGUCUUCAACAAUAACGAUUCCUGCUGAAACACCCACCACUAGUGUAGCAGAAAUAUUUUCAACAACAGAGACUUCUAUAUUCACAACACCUCCGGCUGAAACAUCCACUAUUAGUGUAGCAGAAACGUCUAUAACAACAGAGACUAUUACAAUCACAUUUUCUCCUGCUGAAACAUCCACAACUAGUGUAGCAGAAAUAUUUUCAACAACAGAGACUUUCCCAAUCACAACAAUUCCUGCUGAAACCUCUACUAUCAGUGUUGCAGAAACAUCUACAACAAUGGAGACUUCCACAAUCACGACUCCUGCUGAAACAUCCACUAUCAGUGUAGCAGAAAUAUCUUCAACAACAGAGACUUCCACAAUCACUAUACCUGCUGAAACAACCACCUCUAAUGCAGCACAGAAACUUAUACAACAACUGGGACUUCCAGAAUCCCAACAAUUCCUGUUGAAACAUACACCACUAGUGCCACAGACACAUAUUUAA
Messenger RNA from Cyprinus carpio (common carp), 9423 nucleotides. RefSeq names its product mucin-2-like. The record is from RefSeq and is a predicted model, not a curated record. The transcript is spliced from 6 exons. Lineage: Eukaryota; Metazoa; Chordata; Actinopteri; Cypriniformes; Cyprinidae. Bases 49 to 9423 code for a protein of 3124 amino acids.